Messenger RNA from Stegodyphus dumicola, 2038 nucleotides. It is a transcript of the gene hgo, whose product is annotated as homogentisate 1,2-dioxygenase. Lineage: Eukaryota; Metazoa; Arthropoda; Arachnida; Araneae; Eresidae. Gene Ontology annotation, cellular component: cytoplasm. The record is from RefSeq and is a predicted model, not a curated record. Gene Ontology annotation, biological process: L-phenylalanine catabolic process. Gene Ontology annotation, molecular function: homogentisate 1,2-dioxygenase activity.
UAAUUUCUACGUGACGUCAUGGUGUGAAAAAUUGGAACUCAGUAGUAACAACUCGGAAGAAAAUUGUAAGGAAGAUCCCUCUAAUAUGCUUCCCACGCUGCAAAGCUCCCAUAAGGAUGCAAAAGAAAGUAUGGAUAUUUGUCUCUUGGAGAAGGACAGGAGUAGAAGAGGAAGCCAUAAAGAAAAGAAACCAGCUACAAAGAAAACAUGGAGGGGUCGUUUACUACCAACAGAUGAAAAGCCAUGGCGGAAACAAAAAUUUAUUGAUAAAUGGAUGGAAGAUGAUAAAUUCAAAGGGUGGUUAGCCCGCCAUCCUGAAGACCCUACCUUAGCACGAUGUGUGUCCUGUAAUCAAGAACUAGUGGCAGGGAAAAGUGAACUCAUUAAACACUCUCAGACUAGGAAACAUAUAAAAUCACUACAAAAUUUUGACUCAACGAACGUUGAGACAGAAAGUAUCCCUGCAAAAACUAAUCAACCUAUGCUUGUUUGGGUUCUCAAUGACCAAGAAUGCCCAGCUACUACUGAAGUGAAGUAUUUGUCUGGGUUUGGAAGUGAUCUGACUUCUGAAGAUCCAAGGUGUGCAAAUUCAUUACCAUGGGGUCAGAAUAAUCCUCAAGUUUGUCCAUAUGGUUUAUAUGCAGAACAACUCUCUGGUACUGCUUUCACAGCUCCUCGGGAAUUCAACAGAAGAACAUGGUUUUAUCGAAUAAGGCCAUCAGUAGUCCAUUUGCCUUUUAAACCUCUCAACUGUGGUGAUUUGACUCAUGACUGGAAUGAAAAUGACCCUAAUCCCAAUCAAAUGCGGUGGAAACCAUUUGACAUUCCUGAACGAGAGUUGGAACAAGUUGACUUUGUAGAGGGCAUAAAAACAGUUUGUGGAGCUGGUGAUCCCAAAAUAAGGCAUGGAGUUGCAAUUCACAUAUACGUUUGUAAUGUGUCCAUGGAAGACAAGUGUUUUUACAACUCCGAUGGAGACUUUUUAAUAGUGCCACAACAAGGAAGAAUUACUGUUACUACCGAAUUUGGUCGGAUGUACGUUGAACCAAAUGAAAUUUGUGUUAUGCAGCAAGGAAUGAAAUUCAAUGUUGGAGUUGAAGGCCCUAGUCGAGGAUAUAUUCUAGAAGUUUUCGAUGCACAUUUCAAUUUGCCUUAUUUAGGACCUAUUGGUGCAAAUGGAUUGGCUAACCCUAGAGAUUUCUUAACUCCAGUUGCAUUAUAUGAAGACAGAGAAGUUCAUAACUAUACUAUAAUCAACAAGUUCCAAGGACGACUUUUUGCAGCUCAUCAAGGGCAUUCCCCAUUUGAUGUAGUUGCAUGGCAUGGAAAUUAUGUUCCAUAUAAAUACAAUCUGUCUAAUUUUAUGGCUAUCAAUUCUGUUUCUUUUGAUCAUCCAGACCCAUCCAUUUUUACAGUUCUGACAUGUCCAUCUACUCGUCCAGGUAUUGCAGUAGCCGAUUUCAUCAUAUUCCCUCCUCGGUGGGGAGUAGCUGAGGGAACUUUCAGACCGCCUUAUUAUCACAGAAAUUGUAUGAGCGAGUUUAUGGGACUUGUUUUUGGAACUUAUGAAGCUAAGGAAACUGGAUUUCUUCCCGGUGGUGCUACAUUACACAGCAUCAUGACACCUCAUGGCCCAGAUGCAGACUGCUUUCAAAAGGCUUCCACUGUUAAACUUGGUCCAGAGAAAGUGGCUGAAAAUACUAUGGCCUUCAUGUUUGAAACUUCUUUGAGUUUGCGAGUCACUUCUUGGGGAGAAAAGAAUUGCCAGAAGUUAGAUCAUGAAUAUUAUAAAUGCUGGCAAAACCUGAAGAAAAAUUUUGAUCCGAACUGGAAAUCCAACAUUUCGGACAUUGUGUGAUAAAUCGCCUGUAAACUACUGCAAUAACAAUAAGAUCAAAGGACUUAUAAAUAAAGAAAAUAUUGAGAGCUGUUUUUAUUCUUAUGCUUGGAAAACCAAGAAAAGAUUUUAUCUUUACUUGUUGCGCUCUUUUGUUAUUGACGAUUUGUAUAAAAUAAAACUUAUGUAUUUUGAUAAAAA